Molecule: messenger RNA, 452 nt
Organism: Lepus europaeus (European hare)
Lineage: Eukaryota; Metazoa; Chordata; Mammalia; Lagomorpha; Leporidae
Gene: TOMM7
Product: translocase of outer mitochondrial membrane 7
Exons: 3
Coding region: 79-246 (55 amino acids)
Biological process (GO): protein import into mitochondrial matrix
Cellular component (GO): mitochondrial outer membrane translocase complex
Source: RefSeq, a predicted model, not a curated record
GUGCGCACCUCCUUCUCCUCCCGGAUUCCCGAAGCGGUCGCUCCUGUGGUGUCUGCUGUGUGCCGCCCGGCCGUCGCCAUGGUGAAGCUGAGCAAAGAAGCCAAGCAGAGGCUGCAGCAGCUCUUCAAGGGCGGCCAGUUCGCCAUUCGCUGGGGUUUUAUCCCUUUCGUGAUUUACCUGGGUUUUAAGAGAGGUGCAGAUCCCGGAAUGCCUGAGCCAACUGUUUUGAGCCUGCUCUGGGGGUAAAGGACUGUUUGGUCACCUGGACUUGGAAACAGUCGUUGGACGAGGGCAGCGUGGAACACGUGUGCUCUGCUGGGACGAGACCUGCUACAUCGCUCAGUCACCAAUGGGCAGCACGGGGCUCUUCUCGGAUGCAUCUGUGGCAGAGUGGAACCUCUACUGACUUGUGUAUGAUAGAUUGAUCAAAAUAAAUAUUUUUAUCAAUGCUA